This is a messenger RNA of Asterias rubens (European starfish), 2062 nucleotides long. Its product is annotated as thioredoxin domain-containing protein 5-like. Gene Ontology annotation, molecular function: protein disulfide isomerase activity. The coding region runs from base 24 to 1199 and encodes 391 amino acids. The transcript has 9 exons. The record is from RefSeq and is a predicted model, not a curated record. Lineage: Eukaryota; Metazoa; Echinodermata; Asteroidea; Forcipulatida; Asteriidae. Gene Ontology annotation, cellular component: endoplasmic reticulum. Gene Ontology annotation, biological process: protein folding.
CUCGUAUACUUUACACAACAACGAUGGCGCUCCACGGAUCCAACAUGACGGGUCUACUUAUUUCACUUUUGCUCACUUUUGCAGCUCUGUUUUGUAGCGUUAUUGCGGAUAAUGAUGACAAUGGCACACCUAAGAAUGUAUACAACGAAGUAAUGUUUCAGCAUGCUGUCGACCAUUCAGCACAUUUCAUCAUGUUCUACGCUCCUUGGUGCGGUCACUGCAAGAAGCUGGCACCAGUGUGGGAUGAAUUAGCGGACCGUUACAAUGGAGACGAAUCUGUACCUGUCACAAUAGCUAAAGUGGAUUGUACAGCACAAACCAAAGUGUGCCAUGAGAACGACGUGAAGGGUUACCCCACACUCAAGUUUUUCAACCCUGGGUUUGAGCCGGCCAAACACACCGGCAAACGAGACUAUGCAAGUCUGGAGAAAUUCAUUGAGGAGAAAGUGAACGUGAAGAAGGACGUUCCUCCUCCACCCGCAGCCAAACAUGGACUUUAUGAACUAACAAUGGACACAUUCAAGGACCAUGUCGCUAAGGGGAAUCACUUUGUCAAGUUUUACGCGCCGUGGUGCGGCCACUGCAAGAAGCUUGCCCCAGUUUGGGACGAGCUGGCUGAGGGUUUCUCUCACAAUGAAGACAUCACAAUCGCAAAGAUGGACUGCACUGAUAACAGGAAAGUUUGCAAUGAGUAUGGAGUUGGUGGAUUCCCUACACUUAAAUUCUUCAAGGAUGGCGCAGUGGUUGAUACUUACAAGCAAGCUCGUGACCAUAAAUCUCUUAAGGAUUACGUCAGUAAAAUGAUGAGCGCUCCUCCAGUGGAAGAACCCAAGAAAGAGGCUGCACCCGUUGAAGAAAAACCAGAGUCAAAGGUUACUGUGCUUACUGAUGGCAGCUUCCAGGAUGGCAUCUCAAAAGGAUAUACAUUUGUGAAAUUCUUUGCACCAUGGUGUGGUCAUUGUAAGAGACUUGCUCCAACCUUUGAUGAGCUGGCAUUGAAAUUGGAAGACAAGCCAGGCCUAGCAGCUGCAGAGGUUGAUUGUACACAACAAAAACAAAUCUGCUCUAAACAUCAGGUGAAAGGCUACCCAACCAUGCUUUUAUUCAAGAAUGGUGAAUACGUAGAGAAAUACACCGGUGGUCGAACCUUAGAUAACAUGUAUUCUUUCAUGCUACUCAAAUUAAAAGAAGAGCUCUAAGUUGCGAAGAAUUGGAUCUCCACAUCGUCCGACAUCAGUUGCUCUCCGGUUUGCUGGGAACGUCUAGUUUUUUAUUACCUUUAUUACACAUAUACAUAGUUUUGAAGAUUUUUUCCUGGUUUCAAGAUAUAUCCUGAUUUCAUGGAUUCUCCAAGAUUUCAGAAUUCGUCCUGAUUUCAGGGAUUUUACCCCACAGUCGGUAGCAUUUCCUGAUUUCAAAAGUAUUUCCUUAUUUCCCAAAUCAUUUCCUGAUUUCAGGAAUAUUUCCUGAUUUCGAGAAUAUUUCAAGAUUUCAGGAAAUGUCUCUUGCUUUCAUUAAUAUUUCCUGAACUGCAGGAAUAAAUCUUGAUUUCAGCAAUAUUUCCCGAUCUCAGGAAUAUUUCCUGGUUUCAGGAUUAUUUCCUGGUUUCAGGAAUAAUAUUUCCUGAUUUCACAAAUAUUUACUGAUUUCAUAAAUAUUUAUUGAUUUCACAAAUAUUUACUGAUUUCACAAAUAUUUACUGAUUUUAUGGAAUUUCAAGGGUUUUGUCCUGUUUUUAGGACUCAUCGACCUCUACACUUGAUCGCAUGUUUUAAUUUUGAUACAAUAUCAUCCUUAUUUCCAGAAAGCACUACAAAGUGAAGUAGUGGUAGUGUUUAACUUCCCUUUUUCAAGUUAUAUUUUCGUAUUUCUAGAAAAAAAGUAAUUAACAAAUAUACAGUACACAAGUCUGCUAAUUAAGAGUUGAUUUGAAGUUGUGUGAAUCUUCACCGAGGAGCUGAAUUCAGGAAAAAUUACAUGAGCAUGCCCAUAUCCACCAACACUUAAAGCCAUUACACACUUUCGGUACAGAAAAAAAAAAAAAAAAAACCUCACAGAUUUA